AUGACUCCACUGCACAAAGCUUUGCUACAUGGACAAACGAACACUGUUCGACAUCUGCUGGCGAAAUAUCCACAAUGUGUGAAUGCGACGGAUCACAAAGCCGAGUUUAUUAUCAAUUGUCCAAAAUGUGAAAUUUGUAACAAAGUAGGCUUGAGUAAAAAGGUUUGUCGUGGUCUUCUCAUAACAGUAUGUUUGCUAAUUUGUAAUUUCCCUGCUGGAUAUACUGUUUAUCCCCUAAAUGAUGUUCAAAACUCAGAAAUUAUGCAUUAA
Molecule: messenger RNA, 270 nt
Organism: Strongylus vulgaris
Lineage: Eukaryota; Metazoa; Nematoda; Chromadorea; Rhabditida; Strongylidae
Source: the annotation of a GenBank genome assembly